CUCGUUCACAGUAAAAGUUGUCAAAAAUUCAUUACUCACAGAUGUCGGCAUGAAUAAAGAGAACUUUGCAAAAAUACAAAAGUAAAAUAUCUGAAAAAUUUUAAAAUAAGGAUUUAAUUAGCCAAAAUGACUACCAACGAAAAUAUUAUGGAAGAAAUGUUAGAUCGAGCGACAAAUCCUAGUCGUGAAAAUAUAGAUGAGCUAAGUUCACAGAUGUUUUGUAUGGUCGUGCGGAGUAAUCCAAUCCUCGUAGACAAAGCGCUGAAAAUGAUUAUGACGAAAGUUCGCUCCAAAGAUAUAACUGAAUCCACAAGAGCGAUAAAUUUACUAGAGGAAUGUAUGAGUAAAUGUGGGCCAGAAUUUCAGGCAGAAGUCGCAAAAUUUCGAUUUCUCAAUGAACUCGUUUAUCUUGUUUCAAAAAAGUUUCAAGGUGGGGAAACCCCAGCAGCUAUCAAGAAGCGGAUAAUUGAGUGUCUUUUACUAUGGACAGCCGAGUAUCCUCAAAAAACCAAGAUCCAAGAAGUCUACAAGAAGCUUUGCUUGGAAAACGAAGUGGAUCAAUCAACUACACCCGUUGUGGAGUCUAAGCGUGAAAGCACACUAGGCAUUGACGAAAAAAUGUUAUCUAUGCUCAUUAACAGUAAAGAUCCCGAGAAUUAUAAAAGAGCAAAUUUAUUAAUACAAAAUCGAGUGAAACAAGAUGCCCGUCGCAUGGAUUUUAUGAUACAACAUAAAAGCUUCUUGCAAGAGGUUACAAACACCGUCGAAUUGUUAGAAGAAAUGCUUAACAUGUACGAAACUGAAGGUAAAGAUGUCAAAGAGCAGAGCGAAAGCAUAUCUGUAAUGCGGGAAUUGUAUCAUUCGUGCAAAAAAUAUAAACCGACAAUGGAGCGAUUGCCUACGCUAUUGGAAAGCUGCGACGAAUCAUUAAUUGUUGAUGCAGUAGAAAUUAAUGAUUCCUUACAAAAUGUUAUAAAGCGAUUCAAGACUUCGGUGGGAACACCAACGCAAACCCAGCAAACCAAUAUUUCCUUGGAUAGUACUAUUGAUGCAAAAGUUCCAAAAAAUGCUUCAGAGAAUCCCCUGAAAAGUGGAAAUGCUGAUCUACUAUCAGAUUUAUUUGGCGAUGAAACAAAUGUUGCAUCCUCUUCAACCACGGCAACAUUUUCAUCAAUUGUCGACCUGGAAAUGUUUGGUGCAACUGGAACUUCCGUUGAGAGAAAUGCCGAACCUCCUACUAUUUCAAAUCCACUUGAUGAUUUAAAAUCAAUAUUUGAUGUUGAUUCUGCGUUAAGUGGUGGUGUACCGGCGAAAGCUGAAAACAUCAGUGAUGUAUUUAGCAGUAAUAUAUUAGAACCCACACCUGUGUCUAGUGCCAAAACGGAUCUAUCCAGUGCCUUGAAAGAUGCAGAUGUUGAGGCAGAUAAAAAUUCUUUCCGAAAAAUGCCCACUAUUGACAAAUUGAGUGAAGACCUUUUUCAAGCAUCUUUGCGAGACUUGGAUCGUGUAUACAGUUUUAAAAGAACCCCAGAGAAACACACUUUAAAUGCCUUGGCUGAGGAAAAAUUAAAAUGCAAACCUAUUUCUUUAACACAUUCCAAAAAUUUACAAAAAGAUCAAAAUAACAGUGAAAAUGUGGUACACCAGGAAAAGUCUGAGGAAAAAAUAUCUAACGAAAGAUUUGAGUCAGAUGAUGAUUUAAUAAUAUCGACGAAAAGUGAAAUUUGUGACGCUGAGGCAGCGGAGGCAGAAAUAUCAAAAACAAUUGAUAUUGAAAAUAUUAAAGAAGAAUCGCCUAUUAAACGCCAAACAAUACCUUUAGCUGAUAUUGAGAUAGAUUUGGAUAAAGUAGAACCCGCUCCUGGUGAUCGUGUACUUUGGGACGAUGACGAUAUAAAGGUGAUGUUGACUUUCACUAAGGAUCGACCCAGUAAGGAAGUUUCGGUAAUAGUUAUCUCUGUGAGCAACAAAAGUAAAUUACCAGUGCAGAAUUUUAGAUUCGAUGCCAGUGUACAUAAGCCGUGUAAAGUGCGCUUGUUACCACCAACUUCUGUUACCAUGCCGCCGCAUAAACCAUUUCGCCCUGCAACUCCGAUCAAUCAAGUUAUGUUAUUGCUCAAUCCCACGUGUAAACCGACUGAUGUGACUUGCUUUUUGGGCUACACUCUUGGUGAUGAUCCAGAUCCUAUAAAAGAGUGGAACGUCGCUAAAGAUAUUCCAUAUGUUGAAUAAAAAUGUUGUAAUAGCUUUAAUAAUUAGGAGAAAAAUUUUAAUUGAUUCCGGUUUCCUAUAUUUCGUGCAAAAAACUCCCAAUUUUUUGUAUUAAAAUGGUAUUAAACAUUUUAUUUGCAUCAGCAUGUUUUUAUAAAUAUUAUUAAAUUUAACUUAAUUCGGUAUUCAUUUAGAUUUUAGUUUGUUAUCUAUAUACUUUCAAUAAAAUAGGAGAAAAGUGCUGCUAUCGAAAAGUGGGAAUCGCA
Zeugodacus cucurbitae (melon fly) is the source of this 2477-nucleotide messenger RNA. It is a transcript of the gene Gga, whose product is annotated as ADP-ribosylation factor-binding protein GGA1. Gene Ontology annotation, biological process: vesicle-mediated transport; intracellular protein transport. Lineage: Eukaryota; Metazoa; Arthropoda; Insecta; Diptera; Tephritidae. The coding region runs from base 127 to 2232 and encodes 701 amino acids. The transcript has 7 exons. The record is from RefSeq and is a predicted model, not a curated record. Gene Ontology annotation, cellular component: trans-Golgi network. Gene Ontology annotation, molecular function: ubiquitin binding; phosphatidylinositol binding; small GTPase binding.